Molecule: messenger RNA, 1806 nt
Organism: Bufo bufo (common toad)
Lineage: Eukaryota; Metazoa; Chordata; Amphibia; Anura; Bufonidae
Gene: B4GALNT1
Product: beta-1,4-N-acetyl-galactosaminyltransferase 1
Exons: 11
Coding region: 91-1668 (525 amino acids)
Biological process (GO): ganglioside biosynthetic process
Cellular component (GO): Golgi membrane
Molecular function (GO): hexosyltransferase activity
Source: RefSeq, a predicted model, not a curated record
CUUUGCUACAGCAGGGCGGAGGCAGAGACGGAUGCGAGCUGAGAGUGAAGAGCUGCGCAGAGGUCGCCGACAAUUCCAUAAGGACGGAGAAUGCGGGCCAAGAGAAGUCUGUGCCUUUUUAUGGCUGUCAUGUUGCCAAUAUCCCUCCUCUGCCUUCACAUGUGGAGCAAGACUGAAAAGGUGGUAGCUGUCUGGAACAGAGAAGCCCCUGAGGAUGUACUGAAUAGCGGUCUAUUGCAUCCACUUAAAAAAUAUGCUGGGAUAUCCUUAAAAUGGAAUAAUGAAGUGCUACGACUCUUGCCGAAGAACAACUGCAGAUGUGAAGUGGAGGCAACUAUGAACUUUCCCUUCAGACAAGAGUUAUUAGGAAAACCUUACGCGGUGAACUUUACAGCAGAUAUGGAGCCUUCUGUGCUUGAACUGUACAAGAGAAGAGAGCUGGAACACAAAACAUUUAAGAUGAGAUCCUUUAGUCCAGCAGACAAGAUUAUUAUUGCAGAAGCUAAUUCUCCAUUGCAGUACCCUGUUCAGGGUGUGGAAGUCCGUCCUCUGAACACAAUACUCAUUCCAGGACUUAGUUUGCUGGAUCUCAAAAAGAAAAACUAUUAUGAGGUGAGCUUGUCAUGCAUCAUGGGAACCUUCAACAUAGCUGCAGAAGUGGACAGUGUCACAACAAAAGGCGCAGGAGAAAAACAAAUCUCGUUAUCAAGCCCCUUGUUGGAUAAUCUGAACCGUCAGCUUCAGUUAAUUUCUUAUACCAACACUGUAUUCCACCCAAACACUGUGGACACCGUCCAGUUUCAGAGUGGUGGGCAUACAACUACAUUUAUCAUUAAGGUCCGUCAUCCCAUCAUCCCGAAGCUAUAUGAUAUGGGACCGAGUAAAUCGAAGUACAAUAUCAGCGCCCUGGUCACCAUAGCAACUAAAACGUUCCUUCGCUAUGAUAAGCUGCAAGAUUUGAUUGAAAGCAUCAGGAAAUUUUAUCCGACGGUGACCAUAAUAAUUGCUGAUGACAGUGAGAAGCCGCAGAAGGUCGAGGGACCCUUCAUCGAACACUACAUCAUGCCCUUUGGGAAGGGGUGGUUUGCUGGUAGAAACCUGGCUGUCUCCCAAGUAACCACAAAAUAUGUGUUAUGGGUCGAUGAUGAUUUCCUCUUUUGUCCUCAAACAAAGAUUGAAAAACUAGUGGAUGUCUUGGAGCAGACAAGCUUGGAUCUGGUUGGUGGUGCUGUAAGAGAAAUUACCGGAUAUUACACAACAUACCGCCAAACGAUCAGUGUUCUCCCUGGAGACAAGGAAGGCGACUGUCUUAAGACCGUUCUGGGUUAUCAUCAUGUCAUCGACGGCUUCCCUAACUGUGUGGUGGCAGAUGGCGUAGUCAACUUCUUUCUGGCACGGACAGACAAGGUUUUAAAAGUUGGAUUUGACCCUCGGUUAUCUAGAGUUGCUCAUUUAGAAUUCUUCAUAGAUGGACUUGGCACCCUUCAUGUGGGCUCCUGUGAUGACGUCGUUGUUAACCAUGCCUCCAAAAUACACCUCCCGUGGUCCAAUACAAAAAGUGACAAAGCAUAUUCGAAAUUUCGUUAUCCCAAAUCCUUUUCCAAACCCAAUGUUCAACAUCUGCUCUUUUACUUCAAGAACCACUUCAAAUGCAUGACUGGGAACUGAAUGGUCUGUAAGGAAGUCUAGGGAAGGACCUGGGGCAGAUUAUUUUAUUUUGUACAAUAUCUAGAUGACUGGCUGCAUUCAGAAUCGGCGAUAUUUCUGGAGAAUAUUUCUACCAUCAGAUUCCUGGACCGCAAUGGG